Molecule: messenger RNA, 332 nt
Organism: Acipenser ruthenus (sterlet)
Lineage: Eukaryota; Metazoa; Chordata; Actinopteri; Acipenseriformes; Acipenseridae
Gene: bbip1
Product: BBSome interacting protein 1
Exons: 2
Biological process (GO): cilium assembly; receptor localization to non-motile cilium
Cellular component (GO): BBSome
Source: RefSeq, a predicted model, not a curated record
CGUCGUUUCCAGGUAAGCAGAUUGAUCCCGUCUGUGUGCAUCGAUAAGAAACUUCUUGUGGAGGACAGCUCUCUAUGGAGGAUGUGCACACUAUGGUGCUUUGUAAACCCAAGCUGCUCCCUUUUAAAUCAGUGAACCUAGAAAAGCUGGAGAAAAUGCAGCAGGAAGCACAGGAAACAAUUCGUCAGCAGGAAAUGGCUGUGAAAGAGUAGCAGCGACAAGACCUGCUACUAGCUUGCAGGGUCAACACCUACUGCCAUACCCAACCCACAGUAGGAAUGCCCAUUCUGCGCAGAUAUGUGGUUAUCUGUGUAAGGUGGAGACAAUCGUAA